Molecule: messenger RNA, 4293 nt
Organism: Gambusia affinis (western mosquitofish)
Lineage: Eukaryota; Metazoa; Chordata; Actinopteri; Cyprinodontiformes; Poeciliidae
Gene: cabp7b
Product: calcium binding protein 7b
Exons: 5
Coding region: 900-1541 (213 amino acids)
Molecular function (GO): calcium ion binding
Source: RefSeq, a predicted model, not a curated record
GGGGUGACUUGAGAGGAGGAGCGGCAAUGUGAAAGAGAGCACGCUUCAUUAGGACUACAUGUGGCUGGAGCAGACGGCUGGGCAGAGAGAGAGAGGAGCGCCGCCACAUGCAGCGUGUCUGGAUCAGAUGAGCGGGGGUCACCCAGGAUUCCCUUGAAACUGCUCUCCGCGGGGAAACAAAUAGGAUUAGAUGACAAAGAUUUCAUUCCAGGCUCGUUUACUGGGGUAAAAUCAAGGAUAUCGCUUCCUCUGCUGCUGCUCCAUCUGCUUUUACAGAAGCGCACACUCAGUCACCGAAUUUUUUGCCUUUUCAUUUCUCGUCUUUUGUCAAGAUGCCGAAAUGGGGGAAGAAAAGUGAACUAGAUUCUGCCAGGAACAGACCGAAAGAACAAGAUGCGAAAUAGGAACCAGUAAGACCCAUGGCUGGAUUCAUUUUGUAGCGAUUUUCGUUUUCCAGUUUUAUUAUUGUUUGCUUAAACUCCAAGGAGAGAGAAAAUAAAUAAAUGUAUUCCGUUCUAUUUUGUUAUAUUGGAUUUUAGAUUACCAUCUGGUCGGUGGACACAAGAACACAGAGUUGAGUUCAACAGGCUGGUGAAAGUUUUACGUGCCAUUUCUGACAAACCGUCUUUGUUUUAUAGUUGACUUUCAGAAAGCUGAUGCCAGGCUAUGCAUUGAACCCAAAGGCCAAUUCACAGUCUGCCUUUUGGAUACACGCCCCGAUUUUCGCUGUUAUUAUCCAACACAAAGAAGGUGAACUUUACGCAUCGUGAUUUUCCCAAUCGUCACCUGCUUGAUAUUUUCCUGAAAAUAUCAGGGACUGUAGCCGACGGUUUGUCAAAACUCCGGAGAGCGAGGCUCUAUGAAGAUCGCGACACGGUUGUUGCUUUCCCUUCGCAGAAAUGCCAGUGCGCGCCGUGACCACCAGGUUCAUGUACAAGGGGCUUUGCACUAUCCCAGAUGUCCUCUCUUACCGGACCCCAGUUCACCUGCCCGAGGACGAGGUGGAAGAGAUUCGGGAGGCUUUCAAGGUAUUUGACAGAGAUGGAAACGGCUAUAUCUCAAAGCAGGAGUUGGGAAUGGCCAUGCGCUCGCUGGGCUACAUGCCGAAUGAGGUGGAGCUGGAGGUUAUCAUCCAAAGACUUGACAUGGAUGGUGACGGCCAGGUUGGCUUUGAGGAAUUUGUCACAUUGCUUGGUCCUAAGCUCUCUGCUGCAGGAAUGCCUGAUAAGUUCCACGGCGCAGACUUUGACUCUGUGUUUUGGAAGUGCGACAUGCAAAAACUGACAGUAGAUGAGCUGAAAAGACUCCUGUACGACACUUUCCGUGACCAUCUCACCAUGAAAGACAUUGAGAACAUCAUCAUGACUGAGGAAAACCACCUGAACAGUCCAGAGUCUCACGUAGACAUUGACACAAGCCCAACGCAGCAGGAAAAACACACAUGUGUGCGUAAAAGCCUGAUUUGUGCCUUCGCGAUUGCAUUCAUCAUCAGCGUCAUGCUCAUUGCAGCAAAUCAAAUGCUCCGCAGAGGAAUGAAGUAAAUUAAUGCUGCCAGCAGGACAAAAAGGGAUCCUAUGUUGGGGGAAAAGAAAACCAUUAACCAAAAAAUGCUCUCAUUUUCUGUUUUACAUCAUAGUUGAAAUAAUGCUUUCACAGCCUUUCUCUACAGCAUUAAGGAUCAAAUGAUGUCACACAGUGGUUGUAAAAGACCGCUUCUCACAGCUUACCAAGAUGAAAACGAGAAAUGAACUACAAGGGCUGAUUAGUGUUACCAACAUGCUUGGAAAAGAAAUUAGAGCAGAAAUCAGAAUGUAGCUUUAAUACUCUGGAGCUGAAGCGUAGCUGUGGUGCAUAAAAUCCUUCAGUUCUGUAGUGAAGCAUCUGUCCAUCUGGAAUGCACCAAAUAACCAAGUACCAAUGAUAGUAAUAAAGCAAUAAUAAUGUGAACCACAUAUUGUUUCAUUUUAGGUUACAGUAAACCCAGAUUCCACUGCACAUUGAUUGGUACCACUGGUUUAAUGUUUUUGUAUUUUUUUUGUCUUACAAAUUUCAAUAUCUAGGUAAAUUUAAUUUCCAUCACUCUAAAUAUGACUUCAUACACAGGUAUAAAGCUUAUCAAGGUACACGUAAUCCUUAGUAUUGGAAAAAUGGGAAAACAUGCCAGUUAAGUUAGAAAGAUGUGUGUUUUAGGUUAGGUAAUGGUUUUUUAGUCUCCAGACCUUCUGGGUGUUGUGGUUUCUUUAUGAGCUCUAUUCAAUUCAGGUCAGCCGACAGGUUUUCUAGACUUUACAGUAAGUCUGGACACUGAGAUUAUGGUUGGUUUAAUGUCUGGUGAACCACUUUCACAUCUAUUUAGGGUUGUUUUUUCACUACUAUCUUCCUGAAAUCCAGAUUUUUGUUUAAAACAAUCCAGUAUUUCAUACAGGUUGAAUUAACCUUAUUUGUCAGAAUUCCAGUUGUUUUAAGCAUUUUGGUUGCCAAGUUUGUUUUUUUCUACCAACUAUUUUCUUACUUAUGAAACACAUCUGCUUGAAUGGCAUGUCUUCUUAUACUUCCUAUUUUGGCAAAUGAGUUUGUUAUUUGUACUCCAAAGAAUAUAAGGUUAUCAGAUAUUCUGAUCAAUUGAAUAAGUAUAAAUUAAUAAAUGAUUUUAUCAGAUUUAUUUGUGGGAACUGUCAGAGGUGUGGCAAUUGGUGUAGCAAAUACCUGUAAAUUUGAGAUAUUAUUCCCACCAGGGAAUAAAUACAUAAUAAAAAGCUACAUUUUUAUAAGGUUUUCAGUGUUAGAUUAUGAUAUUGCAAUAAAAAAAAAUUAUUUACUUUAAGGCCUUUCACAUCUCUUGAACUGGGAUGCCAGUAGGUUUUGAGGGUACUGCUAAAACUUCACAUCCCAGACAAGUGUUGAUCUCUUAUCCAUCGCACAAAUCAAGAGAUUUUAUGCUCACAACCUGCCUUCAAUUCAUUCAAAUCCCAGUUUGCACAUUUCAAAUCUGUGCAUUUAUACCACACUUUCAAAAUGAGCAUCAGCAAAGACAAUUUAGCCGCAGAGUGACCCAUUUACAAUAAAUAGAACCGUGUUUAGAACAUGUAUUACCUGUAAUAUUUAUAGCAAAUGAAUAUGAUGUAUUCUAUGCGGCACACUUGCAUGUCAAGAAAUAAAUGUGUGUUGUACGUGGGUGGUAUAGAUCUUUGAGGUAUAUGUUCAAAUACUUAUGCAAUUUGUUAAGUGAUAAUUGCAAAAAAAUUGUGACAUUUUCUUGUAAAUGUCAUUUUUGUCAAUGUGCAAACAAUAUCAAAAUACUAAAUUCUUUGCAGUAUGCUGUGAACAAUGAUUUUACAUAUCAUGGGGGGAAAAGUUGUUUUCUGGCUUUUACAUAGAGUACUUAGACAACAUACUAUUUAAUUAUAUGACAUCAUUAUAUUUUCUUAUACUUGAAUGAAGUAUACAUUAAAUCGAUGUUAUUUUGUUAUUGAUAUAUGCAUAAAGUUUUUUAAAAACAUAUAAAAAAUGCACAAAAAAAUGAUGUGUCUGGACAUUCAGAUACAAGUUCUGUAUAUUGAGGCCAUGCACUUACAUUAGCUUUUAAGAUUUGUUAACUUUUAAGGUUUUCUUCAGAUUUUACUAAACAAUUCUUAUUUAUUUCUUAAGUCAGUUCAGUUUCUCAAAGCUCUACCACGAAGUGAACAGCAUGGGUAGGUGAGAAUCACUCUGGCAAUUAGAUAUAUAUUUUAUCCAAUCUAGCAGUUUGGUGCAAAAAAAAAAAAAAGAUUUAUGACAUUGCUUUACCUCUUCAUGUGAACAUAUCAUGUAAAAAUGAGUGUUGUGUGGAUAUAAAAUAUAGCCACCGUGCCAAAUAUUGUCCAGUGAUGCACUGUAUUAACAAAUAUUGUCCUGUUUUAUGUGUUGGUGUACUAAUGAGAGGAUUACUUUGUUAACAGGUUGUCCUAUUUGUUGUAAUUGUAACUGGAUUUUGUCAUUCUAGAAACAAACCAUGUUCCACUGAAGCAAUGUCACUCCAAAAACUCCUACAAAGAUAUUGAGUCUACUUGGUGAAAAAUGAUUCAGACUUUUGAAAGGAUUUCUGAACAGCUAACUAAAGUAAUUAUUUUAGGUCAAAGCAUUGUGCCAUCCAACUGUGAUACAUUGACUAUGAUUUUUUACAAUAUAAAUAAAUAUCUGCUGUUUUAUUUUAUUUUGCCUCUGUAAAGAUCACUGCAUCAAUUUUUACACUAUUGUAAGUGUUGUCAAGAUGCAUGUAGUCCAAUAAAAACAAGUGCAAUAAUAAAAAUCUUG